ACCAGCUCGACGCAUUUUUGUCAGUCAGUCAGAAGUCUGCGCGCCAGCAGCCCACCUCUUACCAUGGUCGCCCCCGAAAGCAUAGUGCUUCGCGUUGUUCGUCCGGACGAACUGGAGCAGGUGCGUGAGAUUCUGCACAGGAUCUACUACCCGGAGGAGGGCAUUACCAUUUCGUACGUCCACGGAAAGAGUCACACACUGGACGAUGAGAGAUUCUCGCUGUCGUUUGUCGAGCAGGGCACCGUGGUUGUGGCUGAAGAUUUGACGGCGAAGAAGUUCAUCGGGGUGUCGAUAGCUGGACCUAUUCGACCGGGAGAUCCCGAUGCCAUGGUGGAGGAAGCGGCCACUACAGAGACCAAAAAAUGGGGCGAUAUUCUUAAGUUGCUGGCGCUGCUGGAACGGACAGCAGAUGUUUGCGGUCGAUACGGACUGGAGAAGGCAUACCACGUUCACAUUCUGGCUGUAGAUCCGACCUACCGGGGGCACUCGCUGGGACAACGACUUCUGCAAUUCCAAAUGGACUUGUCUAAAAAGCUGGGUUUCAAAGCCAUCAGUGGUGACUUCACGAGUGUGUUCUCAGUUAAGCUUGCGGAAAAGCUGGGUAUGGAGUGUAUCAGUCAGCUGGCGCUAGAUGAUUAUCGUGACGAGAAAGGGGAGAAACUGUUCGAUCCACUGGACGUCCACCAGGUGAUAAAAACAUGUGUUAAACUGCUGUGAUAAGCAUUUGUUUCUCAGCGAUAAGGACGUAGCCGUUAGUUACAAAGGUGUAAUGUGACCAUUGUAUUUAUCUCAUUCAGCAGUUCGUAAUUCCUUAUGUUUAUAGAGCUUGUGCAUGGUUGAAUAAUAAACGUCUUUUGUACGUGGUUGGACCUACAAUAACAUCAGUGCAAAUCUGCGCAGGAGACUCAAA
Molecule: messenger RNA, 910 nt
Organism: Aedes aegypti (yellow fever mosquito)
Lineage: Eukaryota; Metazoa; Arthropoda; Insecta; Diptera; Culicidae
Exons: 1
Coding region: 64-717 (217 amino acids)
Molecular function (GO): N-acetyltransferase activity
Source: RefSeq, a predicted model, not a curated record